Messenger RNA from Dentiscutata erythropus, 1041 nucleotides. Lineage: Eukaryota; Fungi; Glomeromycota; Glomeromycetes; Diversisporales; Gigasporaceae. The record is from the annotation of a GenBank genome assembly.
AUGGCAAGCAGAAAUUCGGUAUUUCAAAAAUUCUUGAGAAAAGUUUUUAUUCGAAGACGUAAAAAGCCAAGAAGUCGUUUUAGUCGAAGUAGCAAACGUCCGAACGAAAGAUUAACACAUAAUAAUGUUACAAACAAUGAUAAUAAUACUUUUCGUGUCAAUAACAUGCCUGUGAACAAUGAAGAGAAGAAUUAUCUUACACCGUUAAACAUUAAUACACCCGACCGGACAAGUACAGGACUAUGUCGGGAUUGGCGCAGCGGCAACAAAAUUAUAGAUGACCUUAUACAAUUAAUCAGAUUACAAUAUCCUCAUCCAGCACAUAAUUUAAAUUGGAUUCCAUACGAGGAGUUUGCGAAUUGUGAACAUAUUGCAAACGGUGGUUUCUCUACUAUUUACAAAGCGACAUGGACCACAUCUGGCCAAACUGUUACGUUAAAAUCCUUGAAUAAUUCUCAAGAUAUAAGCAUUAAUUAUUUAAAUGAGAUUAAGGCGAAUUGGGAUCUAUUUUCUCAACCUCAAUUUUUGCAUUGUCAUGAUGUCUUCUCGCGGAAAGAUGGCUUAGCGCCUGCACACAACAAUAUUCGAACGCAUCCGGAUGCGGUAUAUCUUAGCAAAUUGUUGGAUUUUCCUGAAUUACGUGGAACGACACGACGUCGACAACAUCUUUCUUUGAAUAUUCCGCGUUCCGUAUCCGAAGGUAGUUCGAAUGACUUAUCCCAACAACCAACACAACCUUCCCAAGAUAAUCCAAAACACUUGUUAUCUUCUGGAAAUUUAUCUAAUUCAAAAUCUUUCCGAAAUACAUAUAAUCACCCUCCAACUAACAAAGAUACCAGAGAAAUAUCCAGAGAUGUGCAAGGUUAUGAAUCUGGGCGACCAGAAAUAGGUAAAAUCUGUAUUCUCGUGUUAACUCCAAAAUUAACCCCCGAGUUAUUAACCCCAGAGGAUUACUUUGGCAUCUUUAAUGCUACUCCGGAACAUUUGUAUUUCUUUAAAUUCAUGGAAAGACUUGAGCAUUUAUUAGAUAUACCACGUUAA